Cryphonectria parasitica EP155 is the source of this 1590-nucleotide messenger RNA. Its product is annotated as eukaryotic initiation factor 4A-12. Gene Ontology annotation, cellular component: catalytic step 2 spliceosome; nucleolus. The coding region runs from base 90 to 1295 and encodes 401 amino acids. Lineage: Eukaryota; Fungi; Ascomycota; Sordariomycetes; Diaporthales; Cryphonectriaceae. The transcript has 4 exons. The record is from RefSeq and is a predicted model, not a curated record. Gene Ontology annotation, molecular function: ATP binding; mRNA binding; RNA helicase activity.
CAAACUACGACAAAGUGCUCUGCGAGCGCCGUCCUCAAUCGAGACCCACCAGAAAUUAUCAUUGCAUCCUCUUUCGACAAAGUCUCAACAUGGCUGAAGGUGGUGGUAUCGACCGCAAGGCGGAUGAGAGGAUGGAAUUCAACACCUCCAAAGAGGUCACCGUCCACCCUACCUUCGAGUCUAUGUCCUUGAAGGAGAGCCUUCUUCGUGGAAUCUAUGCAUACGGAUACGAGUCCCCCUCAGCCGUCCAGUCCCGCGCCAUCGUCCAGGUCUGCAAAGGCCGCGACACCAUCGCCCAGGCCCAAUCCGGUACAGGUAAAACAGCGACCUUUUCGAUUAGCAUGCUCCAGGUCAUCGAUACCGCCGUCCGCGAGACACAGGCGCUCGUACUCUCCCCGACUCGUGAGCUCGCGACCCAGAUCCAGAGCGUCGUCAUGGCGCUGGGCGACUACAUGAACGUGCAGUGCCACGCCUGUAUUGGAGGGACGAACGUGGGCGAGGACAUCCGCAAGCUGGACUAUGGCCAACAUAUCGUCUCGGGAACACCUGGUCGCGUGGCUGACAUGAUCCGGCGCCGACAUCUGCGCACGCGCCACAUAAAGAUGCUCGUGCUCGACGAGGCAGACGAGCUGCUCAACCAGGGCUUCAGAGAGCAGAUCUACGACGUGUACCGAUAUCUCCCUCCCGCAACGCAGGUCGUGGUCGUAUCCGCCACGCUUCCGUACGAUGUGCUCGACAUGACGACCAAGUUCAUGACCGACCCAGUGCGCAUCCUCGUCAAGCGUGACGAGCUGACACUGGAAGGCCUGAAACAGUAUUUCAUCGCUGUGGAGAAGGAGGAGUGGAAGUUCGAUACGCUUUGCGAUCUCUAUGAUACCCUCACGAUCACGCAAGCCGUCAUCUUCUGCAACACGCGGCGCAAGGUCGACUGGCUGACUGAUAAGAUGCGGGAGGCCAACUUCACCGUCAGCAGCAUGCACGGCGACAUGCCACAGAAGGAGCGAGACAGCAUCAUGCAGGACUUCAGGCAGGGCAACAGCCGGGUGCUCAUCUCGACGGACGUCUGGGCUCGCGGGAUCGACGUCCAGCAGGUCAGCCUUGUCAUCAACUACGACCUGCCCAGCAACCGUGAGAAUUACAUCCACCGCAUCGGUCGUUCGGGCAGAUUUGGUCGCAAGGGUGUCGCAAUCAACUUUGUUACCAGCGAGGAUGUGCGCAUCUUGAGAGAUAUCGAAUUGUACUACUCCACCCAGAUCGAUGAAAUGCCCAUGAACGUGGCGGAUCUGAUCUCUUGAGACAGCAGCAGCCGAUGUGGGAUGGAUGACCCGGUGGACGUCCAACAACAUCCGUGCGCCCUGAGACGAGUUCAGCUGAUGGAGUAUCGUCCGAGAACGAGACCAGCAACUGCAGGCGCAGGCAAACGAGAUUGGCGCCAAGAAUGCGACGCGAUGAUGGUACUAUGGGAGGAAAGGGCCUCUUGCCUUCAAAAUACAACUAUUUUCACAGCCCAGGCCCAGGAAGGGGGUUACGGGCCAUGAAUAUUACGAGACCCAACCUGAUUGGUUUAAUGAAACUCAAAAUUUCUGAUAC